Messenger RNA from Rotaria socialis, 2103 nucleotides. NCBI's taxonomy places the organism in Eukaryota, Metazoa, Rotifera, Eurotatoria, Philodinida, Philodinidae. The record is from the annotation of a GenBank genome assembly.
AUGGAUAUAAACGCUUCAAUCCCUGCGUCCGAAAUCAGUAAAUCAUCCAACGAAGACGGACUACUGGCUUCAUCAAUUUAUCCGUCAGAAGAUCCAUCUACCGUUCCAAAAUCUGUUCAACAUUUAAUGUUGUGCGAUGCUACUGUAAACAUGCAUUCAUGGACUAAUUUAGCUAGAUGUAUGAAAUUUAUACAAAAAUAUGGGCGACUUAAAAACCAUUCUUUUACUUGGAUGCGGCGCACUCUACAUAGUUUAUCACGCACUGCCACACCGCAACAAAUAGAUAGCAUUCUAAAUGGCUAUGCUGAUCUAUACCAACUCGACCUUAAUAUCAUACGAUUUUCUGAUGAUUGUACAAUUCAUAAAAGAGAUAUUUCUUCGUAUGGAGGAACGUCAAGCAAAAUCAAACAGAAACGUCGUUGUCGUAAAAUUGCUUAUAUUAUGUAUGAUUUUGAAAAACUUUUAUUUGCACCGUGGUAUGCUACUCAUAAAAAUGGUGAAUUGCAAACAUGUUUCGCCAACAGCGAUGAAAAUAUCAUGGAUAAUAUAGUAGGAUCAAUUGACUAUAGGAAUUUCGAGAUAUUGCAGAAUCCUACUUCAUCAGUAGAUGACAUUACUGAUAAGGAUGAAGCUACAGUUUAUGCUGAACCAUCACAUAAAAUUGAUAAAUCAAGUAACUUGUGCCUUGCAAAAUCGAGCGCUAUGAAUUUCACUUAUUGUGCCGAUGCUCGACCCUUUCAAAAUGAAGCUGUUUUGAGGACGACGAUGACCGGUGAAGAUAAUGCGCAAUAUAUUACAAGACUUGUUCCUGAAUCAGUUUCACACUGUCAAGUCAAAGAAAUCUUCACAAACCAAAACUAUUCAUUAGGUAACGACCUCAAUUCAUCAACUGGUACAGGUUCAGUUGAAAAAGUGUCGGGCAAUAUUGAUUACCUGAUGAUUUUGCGCUCUGAUGGCAGACCUCUUAUUGAAGAAUUUGGUGAUGCUAAAUCGAUGGAAACCAAUGAUCAACAACAUAUUGCUAACGAUAAUGUUAGAGGAGGAGAAUGGGUUUCAAAAAAUAUUAGAAUAAAUACAACACAAAGUAAAAUUGGAUAUCCAAACGUAGAUACUAGCUCUUCCAAAAAUAUAAUUACUGCUACUUCCAUCUGCGCAUUUCCGAGUACUGCGCAGCCGACAACAAUAAAUGAACCUCAAACUUUAGCAAUGGACAGUUUAAUGCAACCAUACGGUUUACUAAAAGUAACGAAGAAUCCGAAGCGUUAUAGGCGCGUUCGUAUGUUAAAAGAUUUACAAAGAAAUAAGUGUCCAUUAAUACAAGCUGGUGAAGGCAGGGAACAGAGAAAAUAUCCUGAGAUUGAAGUACCAAUUAAUGAUGAUGUAGAACUUUUUGUUCGUAUUCGAGCUACUACGGAAGACCAACAACCACAUUCAGAUCAAACUGUUGCACCUGAAAAUGCACGUGUCAAUUGGGAACUGAUGACAGAUCGCAAUGAACGAACUUGUUUACAAUGUGAUCCGGGCAGUUUUGAUGCAAGAACAGGAUCUGUUUACUUAAAAAUCAAUAAUGAUGAACGUCGACUGCGCAGAAAAACAAUUAAAAUUCGCCUUUUAAAAUGUAAACGGAUUGGACUAUCAAUUGAAGACGAUUUUCAAAGUGCAGAUCUGAGAAAAUGUAGGAUUGAAUUUCAACUAUGUACACAAGACACUUCCGGUCAAUAUCAACUGGUAUCCCAGCCUUCCUACACAACUAUCAUCGAAUUACAGGAUGGCGAUGUAGCAAUUGAUCCAGAAGAGGUUGAACCAAAACAACUAUGUGAACUAGGUGCUGAGAAAAUUAGUGUACCCUUAAGCGUUGCAUGUAAUAAAAAAGAUUUUCGUAUUAAAUUGAAUGGAAUUGAAUUAAAACGUACGGAUUUUAUCAUCACACGGAAAAGCUUAUUAUUAACUUCACCGCCUAAAGAAAAAGGCAUUGAGCAACUUCAUUUAGUUAUUAUGAAAACAGAACAUAUUGAAGAAACUGCAAUAAAAGAAGAACAUGAACUGUAUGACGGCUAUAUACAAUAUGUUACACAUGAUAAAUGCAUGCACAGUCGUUCAUGA